This is a messenger RNA of Aethalodelphis obliquidens (Pacific white-sided dolphin), 8212 nucleotides long. RefSeq names its product protein kinase C alpha (gene PRKCA). The record is from RefSeq and is a predicted model, not a curated record. The coding region runs from base 179 to 2191 and encodes 670 amino acids. Lineage: Eukaryota; Metazoa; Chordata; Mammalia; Artiodactyla; Delphinidae. The transcript has 17 exons. Gene Ontology annotation, biological process: protein phosphorylation. Gene Ontology annotation, molecular function: diacylglycerol-dependent serine/threonine kinase activity; zinc ion binding; ATP binding.
CGCCUCCGCUGCCCGAGUCGGAAGCGCCAGCGCUGGCGCCGCUGUCAGUGCGCGAGGGGCCAGCAGCGCGCCCGCGGCUCCGCUCCGGCGCGGCUCCGCUCCGGCCCGACUCCUGCCGCGCCUCGGCCGCCGCCCGCGCCCCCCGCUCCCGGCGGAGGUAGCAGGCGGUGGGGGGACCAUGGCUGACGUCUUCCCGGCCAACGACUCGGCGGCGCCUCAGGACGUGGCCAACCGCUUCGCCCGCAAAGGGGCGCUAAGACAGAAGAACGUGCACGAGGUGAAGGACCACCGCUUCAUCGCCCGCUUCUUCAAGCAGCCCACCUUCUGCAGCCACUGCACCGACUUUAUCUGGGGGUUUGGGAAACAAGGCUUCCAGUGCCAAGUUUGCUGUUUUGUGGUUCACAAGAGGUGCCAUGAAUUUGUUACUUUCUCUUGUCCGGGUGCAGAUAAAGGACCCGACACUGAUGACCCCAGGAGCAAGCACAAAUUCAAGAUCCACACCUAUGGAAGCCCCACCUUCUGCGAUCAUUGUGGGUCGCUGCUGUACGGACUCAUCCACCAGGGGAUGAAGUGUGACACCUGUGACAUGAACGUGCACAAGCAGUGUGUGAUAAACGUCCCCAGCCUCUGCGGGAUGGACCACACGGAGAAGAGGGGCCGGAUCUACCUGAAGGCCGAGGUCACCGAGGAAAAGCUCCACGUCACAGUACGAGAUGCAAAAAAUCUCAUCCCUAUGGAUCCAAAUGGGCUUUCAGAUCCUUACGUGAAGCUGAAGCUUAUUCCUGACCCCAAGAACGAAAGCAAACAAAAAACCAAAACCAUCCGUUCCACACUGAACCCCCAGUGGAAUGAGUCCUUUACGUUCAAAUUAAAACCUUCAGAUAAAGACCGACGACUGUCCGUAGAGAUCUGGGACUGGGAUCGAACAACCAGGAACGACUUCAUGGGGUCCCUUUCCUUCGGAGUCUCGGAGCUGAUGAAGAUGCCGGCCAGUGGAUGGUACAAGCUGCUGAACCAAGAGGAGGGUGAGUACUACAACGUGCCCAUUCCAGAAGGCGACGAGGAAGGCAACGCGGAGCUGAGGCAGAAGUUCGAGAAAGCCAAGCUCGGCCCUGCUGGCUACAAAGGCAUUAGUCCUGACAGGAGACAGCCUUCCAACAACCUCGACAGAGUGAAACUCACCGACUUCAACUUCCUCAUGGUGCUGGGCAAGGGCAGCUUCGGGAAGGUGAUGCUGGCGGACAGGAAGGGGACGGAGGAGCUGUACGCCAUCAAGAUACUGAAGAAGGACGUGGUGAUCCAGGACGACGAUGUGGAGUGCACCCUGGUGGAGAAGCGGGUGCUGGCCCUGCCGGACAAGCCCCCGUUCCUGACGCAGCUGCACUCCUGCUUCCAGACGGUGGAUCGGCUGUACUUCGUCAUGGAAUACGUCAACGGCGGGGACCUCAUGUACCACAUCCAGCAAGUAGGAAAAUUUAAGGAACCGCAAGCAGUGUUCUACGCAGCAGAGAUUUCCAUUGGGUUGUUCUUUCUUCAUAAAAGAGGCAUCAUUUAUAGAGACCUGAAGUUAGAUAACGUCAUGCUGGAUUCGGAAGGACACAUCAAGAUUGCGGACUUUGGGAUGUGUAAGGAGCACAUGAUGGACGGGGUCACGACCAGGACCUUCUGCGGGACCCCAGAUUACAUCGCCCCGGAGAUAAUCGCUUAUCAGCCGUAUGGGAAAUCCGUGGACUGGUGGGCCUACGGCGUCCUGUUAUAUGAAAUGCUGGCCGGGCAGCCUCCGUUUGAUGGCGAGGAUGAAGACGAGCUGUUUCAGUCCAUCAUGGAGCACAACGUCUCGUACCCGAAGUCCUUGUCCAGGGAGGCCGUCUCCAUCUGCAAAGGGCUGAUGACCAAACACCCCGGCAAGCGGCUGGGCUGCGGGCCCGAGGGAGAGCGGGACGUGCGGGAACACACCUUCUUCCGGAGGAUCGACUGGGAGAAGCUGGAGAACAGGGAGGUCCAGCCGCCCUUCAAGCCCAAAGUGUGCGGCAAAGGAGCAGAAAACUUCGACAAGUUCUUCACGCGAGGGCAGCCUGUCUUAACGCCACCCGAUCAGCUGGUCAUCGCUAACAUCGACCAGUCUGAUUUUGAAGGGUUCUCAUAUGUCAACCCCCAGUUCGUGCACCCCAUCCUACAGAGCACAGUAUGAAACUCAGCACCGAGAACAGGCGCCUCCCCAGCCCCUGCCCCCUGCCCCCAGCCGUGGGAAAUGAUCCUCAGCUCUAAAGUUUGAAGGCCACCGCCUUGUUUCCAGGGGAGGCCUGAGAACUGUAGGGUUAUUAGUCCAAACGUGAUCAGCUGUUCAGGGUCUCUCGCAACCGAGAGCAUCAUCUUAGCGGCAGAUGGCGUCAUGCACAGCAUCCAGUUUAAUUGUGUAGAGGUCGCAUCUGGCGGUAGGUUAACCCUUCCUGGAAGGCAAACAGACUCUACCCCCCCCCUUUUUUUUGGUACAAUUUGGCAUGUUUUCCAGACCCUCUGUUGAUUUUCACCAUCCGGAUCCCCCAACCAGACAUGUUCAAAGGAACCCGCCCCAGUCCAGGGAGCCGGAAACAUCUCCGCCCAAGACAUCUUUGGAGUAAAAGAACGGGGAGCCCAGAGAGUGAGCAAGGUGGGACCCGGGGGAGGUGGGAUUGGGGCUUCAGAGGACCCACUGCUGGUGUUCUCUGCCUCGAUGGAAACGGUCCCUAGGGCCCAAGAGGCCGGGAGGAAUCUGGUCCCAUCUGCAAGCUCACUGUUCCCAGAGGUUGACAGUCGUAACCCACUCACAGUUACGGUCCAGCAGUUACCAGUUUAGAAACAGAGGAAGAAGACCUCAGAUGAGUGUUGGGGGCACCUGUCAUCUCGUACCCUACUGGCUGAUAACUGUCUUGAUACUUGCAUUUCUUUUUAAGAGGCCAAAUCUUCUAAGGACUCCGCUAAACGAGCAUGUGAAGUCAUUUCAGAUCAAGGGUAGGUCAGUGCGUGUGAUGUUCAUUUUAAUCUCUGGGAGAUUCUUCUGGAUCCAGGGUGCCACCCGCGAUCAUGCCACUACUCACAAGUGUUAGCCAACCCCCCUCACACCGACACUUCGCUGCCUACUUCCUAAGAAGCCGGAGCGCACACCUCCCACCCCUUUUGUACUUAUUUAUUUAAUAGGCUGCGGUGUUUACGAGAGUACGAUGUACAGUAAGUUAACCCAAGUGUUGACUGUAACUUCAGCCCCUAGAAUUGAUUCCCCUCCCGUCUCCAGCCCUCGACAUCCUCUUGGGAUGAACAGUACGGUUUUGGUCCCCCAUUUCCGGUUCAUGUUGAGUGACACACCUGAAGCUGUAGAACAGGAAACCUGGAUGCGUAUCAGCUCAAAGAGGUUUUAUUGCUAGAAGGAUUUCAAAAUGUUUUGCAAAGGCAUCAUGCAAUGAAUUUUGCAUGUUUAGAAUAAACCUUAAUAACAAGUGAAUCUAUGUUAUUGAUAUAAUCGUAUCAAGUACACAGAGUAUUAUAAUAAUUUUAUAAGACACAACCGUGCUACGACUGUGACGGCUCCGGUUUCUAGUCUGCUUUUCUGAUUAAGUGUUAGCUUCUUUUUGUGCCGCUGUGCUUCCUCUUCCCCACGCCGACUCCGUGCGUACCCUGCAUUGGCACUGUGUCGGGCGUACUGACUUUUUAUUGCAGUAGAUCUGAUUUCGAAGGUGAAUGGCUACUUUGCAUGAUCAAUUAGGCUUACAUACACAUAUACAUAAAAAUAUUCGAUUCUACCUGCAAACGGAAGUUUCGUCGGGGGUGUGGGGUUACUGUCGAGGUGAGACUCCUCUUAGCCUCUGAGCCCUGUCGCCUUCGUCACGCUUCCUCCUGUGGUAGCAGGAGAUGUUCGUGCAGGUGUGGUGUCGUCACGGCCCACGGGCUGCACUUUGCUCGGUCAGUUCUUCCCUUCAGCCUUGUUGCUGCUGGAGACUCGGGGUAGGAGGGACGGGAGGAUGCCCUUCCUGACGUGGGUGUGCAGAUGCCCCGGAAGCGUGCCGUCCAUCUCACCGUCCUCGGCACGCUCCGCCGUCCGCUACCGCACGUGCAGACGUGGUGAGCACAGCCAGGCCCCGGAGCCGUCAGCAGACGCCCUGGGGGGGCUGCAGAUGCUCUCCCAGGUGUUGCUAGAAGCGGCCUUCCCUGUCUUGUGAGGAGCACUUCCGUGGGACGCAGCAUCGCAGUGCGGGGUCCUCAGGGGAGCCGGUCAGAAAGAGCGGAAAGAACGUUUCCGAGGGACGUGGUUGUCAGUCCUUACAGGGGCUGCUCUGUGCCCCGUUCCCCAGAAGCGUGUCCCAGCGAAGCGGCUUCUCACUUUGACUCUCUGGCUGUUUGCCUGAAUUCCAGCUGCCACACGACCGCUGAGGGGUCUUAGGGGUGAGAGGCCUCGGCCAUCCUGGGAAGCCUUGACUGGAGGAAGAGACGGGGUAGGGAACAGGUUAGACCAGAAAAGAGCAAAUUCUUCCGCCACCUCUUAUGGACCGUAGACUCAAGGGCUCCAGAGGGGCCCCGGCUGCGGCGCUGUGGCCCCACGGGUCCGUGCACGUCCGGGGGCCGCAUCUUCCCCAGGUGCACCUCGUUUGGUCUGAUAGAAAAGGGACCCAAGUAUAGAAAGAGCCUAAGAAGCAGAAGGGCCGGUCACCCUGCCCCGGAAUGGAGCAGCAGCAGGACGGCAGAUCCCCAGCUACGCCCCAGCGGGGAGGAACGUCCCAGCAAGGAGCCCGCGGGGUUGAACCACGUGUUCCCAGCCUCUCGCUGCCUGCUCAUGCUGAGCCCCGGGCAGGUCACGCUGUCCUUCACACAGCCGACACGUUUCCAAAUUAUUCAUCUUUCUCUAGGAAACAUCCCAGCUGGUUUUUAUCCUUUCUGAGUGUGUGGCAAAGUUUUCAAGGAAAUACCGUGUCUGGGGGGCCCUGUACUCUGCGUGAGGGACUGCAGGCUUGAGGACAAACUUGGGGGGAAAACAGUAGAAGCUCCAGUGCCAGCGACGUGCUACCGUGAUGGGGCGUGUUGGUGCGUCGCCAUGUCCCGGAUGUAGAUAGAAGCUGAUGCUUUUAAAAACUCUGAGCAACCCAGGACAGUUCUGCUGAAAGCACACGUCACGUUGGUAACCGUCAGCAGAAUGGAUUGAUAAAGGUCGGUGGCUUUAUCCCCCUUCGUGGAGGCCACGUGAAGUAAAGCCACAGGGAAGGGGCCGCCGCUUCCAAGGGGCUGGGAUAACAAGGAGGCCCUGAAGGGCCCGAGAAGGGUCAGCCCCUGUGUCGCUGGGGCCCAUGGAGGUUCAGGCCCGCAGGGGAAUCCAGCUCGAGCUGGGUCCCCCGCCAGACGCUGUGAUGCGAAAGGCCGUUUAGAUCGGUCCCGUGACCUUCCCCUGGGAGGCGGCCGCUCCGAGGCUGCGGCCAGUGCGCUGGCGGCCCUCCUCUGGGCAUCGCCUGCAGACCCACGAGGGGUUUGGGUUGAAGGAAGAAUAUGGGGUGCGCAGCCCGCAGAGGUGAAUGGGAGGUUCGCUCGAGGCUGGAAUGAUUCAGGAGGUCGGUAGGAGACCCCGGGAACCGAGCGACGGCUCUCCGUCACGUCUACUGCUGUUUUGUUCACGUUCACGCAGAGCCUCUGCCUUGUCGUGUCUUCGGAGAUGGUUAGGCUUCUUCCUAUCAGGAUUUUGGGGGAAAGCCAGAGGGUUAAGAGAUCUCCGGAAACUUGGUCUGAGACGGUCAGCUAGGAGAGCGUGAGGACCCUGAUUAGCGCGAUUCAGCGAACGAUUGUCGAGCCCCUCUGAGCCACGGUCCUUAGCCGUGGUCGGCAGGGAGUUUAGGGAGGAGUGGGUUUGGGUGCGGAAGGGCUGGCGGACGCUGGCAGCAGGAGGAAGCCGGCAGGGAGGGAGGGGCGCUGCGGUCCCCGAGGCUGAGCCGCGGGUGGUUUCCGGUGCGGCUGCUGGCCCUCGUCCGCCAGCAUCUCCCACGCGCCAGCAGCGCCCUCCCUGCCCCCUCGAAGAGGCUCCCGGUUCUCUGGGCGGGGCUGAAGCAUCCAGCAGGUGGGUUCGCACCCACUUUUCCCCUGUGACUUCCUGUAGCUGGGGGUCCGGGGAGAGGGGAGCGGGGGCAGAGCAAAAGCAACUAACACUGCAGGCCCCCCCCCACCUCCCCGAGUCCACGUAGCAGGAGGGAUUUGAGUGUGUCGCCGGCGUUUGUUUGCUCAGCGCUGAAGGGCGGACAAAGUGAGGGUCUUGUGUAUGUAAAAGCCUCAGAAGGGAAACACCGCCUGACAGUCAUCUUCUCACCUUGGUCUUGUGAAGUCGCCUGUCUCUUGUGCCAUCUCCUGCUUCUCUAAGCCCAGCAGGGGCAGCACUGAAGAGACGAUCGAGUGAACCUGACGCGGGGCAGCGACCCCGAGACGAAGGCUCUCAGCGUCGCGGGGACAGGGAAGGCCUGCCGGUCACAGGAAGCGGAAGGCGUCCUCGCUGUUCGCGACCACACCCUAAUUUGACAGGGAGCGUUGGGAAAUGUUUUUAAAACCUUUUCCUUGAGUUACUUGGGUUACAUUUUGUGAAAUAUACUGACUGUCAACGUUUCUGUCAUUUCCCGUGCGGGCUGACGCAGCACCUCUAGGGAAUGCUGUAUAUUUCUGUUGUUAGAAAGGUUACCUGCGUUACACGCGGGUGAAGGCAGCCGCGUAGAAAUGGUGUUGGCCACAAUUCUGUUAAUCCGAUAAUGUCAGGGGCUCGUCAGGAGGGUGAAGGGCGGAAUGACCAGGACCUCAGCGCCGCUGAUGUGUGUGAUCGGCUGUCCGUUAAUAACGGUGUAGGUCCAACUCAGUCAUCAAACAGCCUUAAAAUGACCCACACUAAGGCCCACACGUUCCAAAGACGUUUUUGAAACCUUAUGGAAGAAAUUAAUCUGUUAAUUCCAACAGAACAUCUGAAUAUACUGGGCUAUUUGUACUUUUUUAUAGAGAACUUUAUUAACUCAAUUCUUCCUUAGAAAUGAGUCUUUAAAAUAAAACUACUGACAGUUUCAUAAGAUUCCAAUCACACGGAGCCUGUAGGAGGACUCAGCUGGGGUCAGCUAGAGCGCCCCUGUCCUGCAGUCCCACUGCGGGAUUUUCCCAUCCAGUGGGGUAUGGAGUCCUCAUCACAAUGACUGGAAGUCCAGGUGGAACACGUUAGCAGAAUGACGCCCUCCGUGUUUUUAAUGAGACACUGGGGACAACUGUCUAAAGUCUAGAAACUUUGGGACCGCGGGAAAGAUGGCUUCAUUGUCCCCUUUCCAGAUGCAGCUCUGGGACAGCUUUCCCAUUUCCUUGCCCUGUGAGGCUCUGCGACCACCUUUUGGCAUGGGGAUGGGGGGCGCCUCCUCAGCUCUGUCUCCUGCCCCCACGGGCCCCCAGGUCUCGCAUAUAUGGUGAAAGUUCAGUGAUGCCCUGCGAGAACUUGGUCCCUGGGCGACUCAGAACUACCCCGACAUCCCCAAGAAAGAAGCGGCAGAUGUGUCCAUUGGCAUCAUCUCUAGUGAGUAGACGGGACCCUACUUGUCAAGGCUACUUUAUAAGGACCUUUUUUUCUAAAAGAAGACAAAAGGUGGCUUUGCAUUUUCUGAUCAAACAGCUCUGUCUUUGCCCCUCUGCUUCACUUUAGGAGUAUUUAUUCCUGUGAUUGUUGGUAGAUUCUUGGUGAUACUCUUCCUGGAAAACUGUGAUUCUUUUCUUGAGGGGGUUAGUGGACCAUUCAGAAUCAUCCGUGAAGGCUGUUUUCCUUUUGAGUGUAAAAAUUCGCCUCAUGUCUCUUCUCUUAGGGUCUUUUCGAAUGUCUUUUGUAGAUGGUCAGAAACAUUUGGAAUCACUGCCUUGCUGCAUGAAUUUGGGGGAAGGGUGGGCUGAAGGACAAGCCGUGUUUAAAGCAUCCUUGAAAAGGAGCCUAUAUCAGACCCCAAAUGUGUAUGGAGGAGGGAGAGGAAGAGACGGAGGUUGCAGUGUUCCCUUCUGUCAAGCACCUGCUGGCAGAACGUAGAGGCCGUUCAGCUGUCAGGUCCCACUGGGUUUAUCGCAGGUGAAACGGAUGUACAAUUCCUGCAUUGCUCUAGUUCCAUAACCUCUAAGCUUUGUUUGCAUGACACGCUUUGUUAGAUACAUUAACUGUAGUUUGGAAGCAAGUGUGUAUGAAUAAAGAUAAUGACCAUUC